AUGGCGAACACCACGACCGUUGCGGCGCCCAUUGCAUGGCAACCGUCAAGCUACUGGGACGGUAACGAUGGACUUUGGAACACCUUCGUGGUCAAUGUCGGCACGCCUCCACAACAAUUCCGCAUCCUGCCUUCAACAGCAGGACAAGAGACGUGGCUACCAGAUCCUCAAGGCUGUCAAGUGGCCGAUCCAUCCAACCCUGGAUACUGUGGCUUUCUGCGUGGUACAUUGCCCGUUAAUGGUACGAACAGUUCAGGUUUCAGCAGCAAACUUAGCAGUAGUUGGACUCUGAUCGGUGCCUACACUCUGGACGCGCAAGUAGCCGAGCUGGGCUAUACCGGCAAUGGUCUUUGGGGCUUCGACACUGUUACCCUCAAUGACACGAGCUCGACGUUAACGCAGAGCAAGCAGGUCGCAGCAAGCGUGCCAGAUUUGGAUUUCUGGCUUGGUGUUUUUGGAUUGGGUCCAAAAUCCAUCAACUUCACCUCGUUCAAUGACCCUAUUCCCAACUAUAUGAGCAACCUCGUGAGCAGUAACAAGAUCCCGAGUUUAUCGUGGGGCUACACGGCAGGCGCACACUAUCGCGGCGAUCAAGGGCCGGCGUCAUUGACGUUGGGCGGCUAUGACACGAACAGGUUUGAAGCGACAAACAUUACUUUUGACAUGGAUUCAGACAACUCGCGGCCUCUCCAAGUAGCAAUUCAGAAGAUCAUUGGUCAAGACACGCUUGCGGGCUCUGCAAUCAAUUUGCUACCAACUCCCAAAUGGUUCUUCAUUGAUUCCACGCUUCCACACAUAUGGUUACCGGACGACGCGAUCAGACAGUUUGUCAGGAGCUUUGGCUUGACGUACGAUAACAACACCGACCUGUACCUGAUCAACAGUACGAUGCGAAGCAAGAUGCUACAGCUGAAUCCAACAGUGACCUUCUUCCUUAGCAAUGCUACUUAUUCAGGAACUACGUACACGCAGAACAUCGAGCUUCCGUACUCGGCAUUCGACAUGCAAGCAAGCUAUCCAUACUACACGAACGCAACACAUUACUUCCCAAUUCGGCGAGCUGCAAAUUCCUCGCAAUACACGUUUGGCCGAACCUUCCUUCAGGAAGCGUACCUCAUUGCUGACUUCGAGCGCUACAACUUCACUGUUGCGCAAACCGCGUAUGACAAUGUAUUGACGAAGCAUCUCGUUGCGAUCGAGAAGCCUGUCGGCAACAACACCUCAGGCACGCAGACCUCAACGCGAACGUCGAAAGGUGUGAGUGCCGGCGCAAUAGCUGGCAUUGUGAUUGCUGCAAUUGCCGGCAUUGCGUUGAUCGCGUGGGCGAUAUGGUUCGUGAUACGCCGCAACAAGCGCAAGCACCAGCCCGUACCUACUGCCGAUCCGGAAGAACCUGAUAAGUCCGAAGAGUAUUCGCCCGACAAGAAGGAUGAUGCACACCGCGGCUCCGAGUUGCCGUCCGAGAAUGCGUUCUCUGAAGCUCCGGGCAACGCUGCGAAAGGACAAACCAGCGAGCUGGCAACCCCGCUGAUUGGUGCUGAGAUUGAAGGCGAUAUGGGCAGAUUCAGAGGCAGGGCCGGCAUGCAUGAGAUGCCAUCACCGCCUGUUGGGCAUGAAAGCAAGCUCCUCGCGGAGGCGCCAGGUAGCGAAGCGCAGAGGUAUGAAUUAAUGGGCAGCGAGCCAGCGCUGAAGAACAACGAGGAGACGAGGCCUUGA
This is a messenger RNA of Baudoinia panamericana UAMH 10762, 1716 nucleotides long. RefSeq lists its product as uncharacterized. Gene Ontology annotation, molecular function: aspartic-type endopeptidase activity. Gene Ontology annotation, cellular component: fungal-type vacuole. The transcript has a single exon. Gene Ontology annotation, biological process: proteolysis. Bases 1 to 1716 code for a protein of 571 amino acids. The record is from RefSeq and is a predicted model, not a curated record. Lineage: Eukaryota; Fungi; Ascomycota; Dothideomycetes; Mycosphaerellales; Teratosphaeriaceae.